AUGCCGGUGGUUUGGCCCACGCUGCUCGACCUCAGCAGAGAUGAAUGCAAACGAAUCCUGCGCAAACUGGAGCUGGAAGCGUACGCCGGCGUGAUCAGCGCUCUGCGCGCUCAAGGAGAUCUCACCAAAGACAAGAAGGAGCUGCUGGGAGAACUCACUCGAGUGCUGAGUAUCUCGACGGAGCGGCAUCGAGCGGAGGUGCGCAGAGCUGUGAAUGACGAGCGCCUGACCACCAUCGCUUAUCACAUGUCGGGGCCCAACAGCUCGGCGGAGUGGUCCAUCGAGGGCCGGCGGCUGGUUCCUCUCAUGCCCAGACUGGUUCCUCAGACGGCCUUCACUGUGAUGGCCAACGCAGUAGCAAACGCGACCGCGCACCAGAACGCCUCGCUGCUGCUGCCCGCCGAGACCGCCAACAAAGAAGGUGUGAGCUGCUCCGAUGAGGACGAGAAACCCCGUAAGAGGCGGAGAACCAACUCGUCUAGCUCCUCCCCCAUGCUGCUGAAGGAGGUGCCUAAAGUGGCCACGCCCAUUCCCAAAACCAUCACGCUUCCGGUGAGCGGCAGCCCCAAGAUGAGCAACCUGAUGCAGAGCAUCGCCAACUCGCUGCCGCCGCACAUGUCACCGGUGAAGAUCACCUUCACCAAACCCUCCACCCAGACCACCAACAGCACCACGCAGAAGGUAAUAAUCGUGACGACGUCUCCCAGCUCCAACUUCGUGCCCAACAUCUUGUCCAGGUCGCACAACUACGCGGCCGUGUCGAAGCUGGUGUCGAGCGCCGCGUUCAACGCGUCCAGCCAGAAGCAGACCAUGGUGCUCUCAGCCGCCGGCUCCGCCGUGGCCCCGGGGCCCAGUCCUGUCGCCGUGACGACCAUGGUGUCCUCCACACCUUCAGUGGUGAUGUCCACCAUCGCACAGGGCGGGUCGUCCGCGGCGGUGAAGGUGGCCUCCACUCGUCUGCCGUCUCCCAAGGCUUUGGUCAGCUCUCCGUCUCAGAUCCUGCAGAUUCCCAGAGCGCAGCAGCAGACGGCGGUUCAGUCUGCGUCUCCUAAAGGCCUCCAGGCCUCGUCUCCUCAGAGCGCCGCCGCCGGAGCCAAGCCCACCAUUCAGAUCAAACAGGAGUCUGGAGUGAAGAUCAUCACGCAGCAGAUGCACCCCAGUAAGAUCUUACCCAAACCCUCCAGCGCCGCGCUGGCCAGCAGUAGCUCCGCCCCCAUCAUGGUGGUCAGCAGCAACGGCGCCAUCAUGACCACUAAACUGGUGUCCACUCCCACAGGCUCUCAGGCGUCGUACACGCGUCCAUCCGUCAGUCCUGCGAUCGGCACGCGUGUGGCCACAUCUCCCGCCGGAGCCACGUACGUCAAAACCACCAGCGGCAGCAUCAUCACCGUCGUGCCCAAGUCUCUGGCCACGCUGGGAGGCAAGAUCCUCACCACCAACAUGGUGUCGGGAACCACCACCAAGAUCACCACCAUCCCCAUGACCUCCAAACCCAACGUCAUCGUGGUGCAGAAGACCACCGGCAAAGGGACGACUAUCCAGGGUCUGCCGGGGAAGAACGUGGUGACGACGCUGCUGAAUGCAGGGGUGAGGUCACGUGACGCUGCUGCGCACCGUGCUGCUGUCCUGAUCAAGCCCAAGCCCAUGGCGUUUCAGACGGCGCUGGUGAGUGAACAGACCCGUCAGCUGGUGAGCGAGACGCUGCAGCAGGUCUCACGCAGCGCCGGAUCCGGCCAGGACGACUUGUCCUCGUAUACGGAGAGCAGCCCGGUGUCGUCUGACAGCACUCACGACGCUCAGCCGGUGGUGCACCUCAUCACCUCCAGGGGGCAGGAGUGGACGGAGCAGGAGGUGUCUGUGGAGGCGAGUCCCACCAUCAUUUACCAGGACAUGACGGGAGAGUCUCAGUCGGCCACAUCCACCAUCAAAGCCCUGCUGGAGCUGCGGCGGACCAGCGUGAAGGAGAAGAGCGACGCCAAACCACGCCAGCACACCAUCGACCUGAGUCACAUGGCAGUGCCGAUCCCAGUGACGGCGGAGAGGAGACAGUCCCCGGAGCCGUCGGGUCAGAGCGCCGGAGACACGGACACGGUCACUGAAUACAUCCCCAUCGGUAAAGUGUGUAAGGCUGUGAUCGGAGGAGACGUCACUGAGUCCAGCAGCCAGAGUCAAUCAGUGUCCUGUCCACCAUCAGCAGUGCCGACCACAGCCACACAACCGGUGGAGGCGUGUGUGCCGCAGGUGAAGCCGCUGCAGGAGCAGAUGGUGGUGGAGGAGGGCGAGCUAGAGGGAGACACUCUGGAUCCUCAGACGGGUCUGUUCUACCGCUCGUCACAGCCCAAACCUGCAGCCGGCCCAUCUGACACGCCCACUUCCUCUAAGAGGGCGGAGCCUCUCACGCCCCGAGUCUCCGUACAGAGAGCUGCUGCGUCUGCGUCUGCGACGCUCGUCUCCUCGAACCCUCCACACAAACCGCAGCUGCCCAAACUGCAGCAGGCACCCUCCUCACACCACCGGCCCAACACACACACGCAGCUGUCGCAGCCGCCGCCGCUGCAGGCGCAUCACCCCGUGUGCUCCAGCAAGACUCCCAGCAGCAGCCAGCUGCAGCAGCCGAUCAUCACGCAGGGAGCGUCCGUCACGAAGAUCACGUUCGGCGCUCAUCAGUGCCCCCCGGUGUCCAGCAGCGGCGAGGCGUCCGUCAAGCUCCAGCCGGAGUCCAGCUCCAGCGUGACGGCGCCGGAGAAGACCUCCGACAUCCUGAAGAUCUCCAUGAUGGAGGCGGAGAUCGAGCCCAUGGUGGUGGACUCCUCCAGCGACUGCGGCCCGCUGACCAAACCACCGAGCGCCUCGCCGCUCAUCAGCAGCUCCAAACAGACGCUCGGCCGCGUCAAGAGUAAAGACCUGGACAUCAUACAGGUGAUCCCGCAGUACUCCAUCAUGCCCGACUCCAGCCAAUCAAACGUGGUGGUGGAGCCCAGCGGCUUCCUGGAGAUCUCCGACUUCACCAGCCAGCGUCUGGACGAGGAAGCUGCCAUGGAACAGGAAGUGGACAGCAGCAACGACGAGGGGGCGGCGGCCAGCCCCACAGCUGACCAAUCACAGUGAAGCGUGCGGAUUUGAUUUGUUCAGAGGAGAAAGACCUUCUGUUUGUGCUUCAUCACAGCUGUAUAGAGAAUCAUGCAGUGAGUUUGUGCUGUAGAGCGAAACCUUACUUUAUGGAGAAUCAGAUUCCUGAUGGAACGAUAGGAAUGUUUGUGUUGAUUUCUACUUAAAGAGACAGUUCACCCAAAAAUAAUAAUUCUGUCUUUGUUUACUGUCCUUCGGGUUUUUCAAACCUGUAUGAGGUUCUUUCUUCUGUUGAACACAAAAGAAGAUGUUAUG
Messenger RNA from Sinocyclocheilus rhinocerous, 3384 nucleotides. Its product is annotated as BRCA2-interacting transcriptional repressor EMSY-like. The record is from RefSeq and is a predicted model, not a curated record. Gene Ontology annotation, cellular component: nucleoplasm. The transcript is spliced from 18 exons. Lineage: Eukaryota; Metazoa; Chordata; Actinopteri; Cypriniformes; Cyprinidae. Bases 1 to 3108 code for a protein of 1035 amino acids. Gene Ontology annotation, biological process: regulation of DNA-templated transcription.